This is a messenger RNA of Aspergillus calidoustus, 1515 nucleotides long. The record is from the annotation of a GenBank genome assembly. NCBI's taxonomy places the organism in Eukaryota, Fungi, Ascomycota, Eurotiomycetes, Eurotiales, Aspergillaceae.
AUGUCAACAGAAGACACCAUGGAGCCCAAAACAAAUGGGAUUGACGACUUUCCAGAACACUGGAAGGCCACUCUUCUUGGAGAAGUCUUUUGGAAAGACGCAGAGGACUGGAACAAAGAUACCAACGCCAAGAUCGAAGCCGAGCACGAGCAGAGUCUUCAUACCAGGUUUCCUUUCAACAUUGGCGCGGAGCAGGUGCCUCGCGCACCCUCUAUCAACACCAGCGCGGUUGAUUCGGACGAGGCAGUCGAAGCGACAGCUGUUGAGAAGAGAAGCAGACGCUUUAGCAUGAGCGAUGCUCUCAGCUUGAACCUGUUUUCUUCUUCUCGUAGCCUUGAGCUUGGUAGACACUGCCGCUCUCGGUCUCGCUCUAACAACCGCGGCCGCUCCUCUAGUGUUACGCCUGACGUCCGUCGCUCGGACUCGCUGAUCAGGUCCACUUUCAACAGGAUGAGCUUGAGGAUGAGAGAAAAGAGCGAAGAAGAAGAAGAAGAAGCGAAGGAGGAGGAGGAGGAGCUAAUGCAGCUUGAAGAGCCGGUAGUUGCCAUUCCCAUCUUCUCUCCCGACCAGGCGACCCCCGCGAACCCUCUGAUGGAGUUCCGCGGCGGGGCUCUCUGGGCAGCCCUACCCAAGGAUCGCCGUACCCUAGGUAUUGACGUCUUCUGGCCAGUCCCCAGCGGAGAAGACAAAGACGACAAGGAGAACGUGAAGAAGCACAAUUAUGACGAAGAAAAGGAAGAAAAGCCUACCAUUUUCCCCAUUGACGAAAUGGCUCCUGUCUGCAUGUUCCGUAACCUGCGCGUCCUCAAGAUCACGGGUAUGAUGCAGUCUUACCAAAUGUACAUCUUCCAGGCCGCAUGGCUCAACACCAACCUCGACGAACUUGAAAUUGGAAUGGCCUUGCCUCCCCGUCUCCGUCGUGGCUACAAGUGGCCUUACAUCAAGGGUGGCUGGCAGCUGAACAAAACCACCAUGGAAGAACCGGUGUACUAUGGCACUGGCGAAGGCUCCCUCCUUCACAAAGUCGGCGUCGGCGAAUACCUCGACAAAAUGUGUCUCGAGAAGGCCAAAAUCCGCGCUAUGGCCAUGGGUAGCACCCGCAACCGUCUGUCAAUCCGCACCCUCGUACUUACCGGCGUCGUCGUCGAUGCAGACCCCUUCCUGCACUGGUUUGACCCCAAGCGUCUAAAGUGCAUCAAUUUCAAGGACUAUUGCGUCGACGCGGGCUUCUACCUCUCGCACUGCAUGAAAAAGGUCUCGAUCUUGUUCCCGCGCAUGAUCGAGGAGCCUGUCCUGAGGGGAAGGCGUGUUAACCCGGCCGCUGAGCUGAAGGUCAUUGAGCUUAAGGGUGGCAAGAAGGUUGGAGAGAUUCCGUACCGUGGGCCUCAGAGCCUGAAAGAGAAUAUUCCGAGGAACGUGAAUGUGAACUCGAGUGUUGGUGUGCAGAGUGAUGAGCACAAGAAAAAGGGGGAGGAGGAAGUCAUGGAUGAGUCUCAGGUCGGAAUUGCGUUUUAG